UUUCUCUCAACACCUAACCUAUCUAAUUGGCUCGCACAUCGUCAUCGUUGUAAUAUGUAAUGAUUCAGUGAAAGCGUCCGCCAAGCGAAGAAACCUUUCAUAAUCUAAGCAACUGUAUAGUUGGAAAGUCGUUAUUUCCCGUGUAGAAGAUACAGUAUAGCCUUUAUGAUAGGCGAUAAAUUGUGGCGUCACCUGGAAACACGUUUUUUCGUUGGCUCGUCGUUUUCGUCGUGCAAUCGGAUAUUUGAUACAAACGGUAAAGUACGUAAUACGCAGUCACGCGCACUUCGUUACGCGUUCAUCUUACUGGUUAUCAAGUAUACGCUCUUUGGUGGCUCGGUGUGGCGUUUCUGUGAGCGAAAAAAAGAGAGGAACAGACUGAUCAACGUGAAGCUGAUCGACAGAAUGGACACUGGAAUCUCAUAGCAAAAUGACAAUUGAUUCAGACGAACGUGCACGAAUAAAGCGAACGGACGUAUAAUUGAGCGAUCAAGGGAAAAAGUAUUGCGCGAAAUACGUGCAACAAACAAAACGUUGAAGACAGUGCGAAUCAAAAGGCGAGUUACAAUUUUUUUUGCACGAAGAUGAGAUCGGUGAUUUUAUAGAUACACCUAAUGGUGAAAGAUGAGUUGAGAUAUGAUUUAAAUAUAAGAUAUACAACAAAACGAGAAAUAUGUAUGGUGCAGUACGUGAAGAAGUAUCUGAAAGUUGGUUGCAUACGUAUGAUUUGAGCAGUACAAUGAUUCCUAAUGUUAGUUCACCGAUGAACGAUGAAGAGCACUUUUGCAAGUUCAUCUUAUACAAAGAAAUCAAAGAUUCAAGAGUACGAAUAUGGGAUAUUGUCAUAUUGAUACCAAAUCUCUUGUUUCUUUUAUUUAUCGCAGUGAGAUUUAAUAGAGCACGGCUUAAAUUACGAGCAACGAGUAGUCCUAUAUUUUUAGCAUUUUAUGGACUUGUCAUUUGUAACGUAGUGAUUUCAGUAAUAAGAUGUAUUGUUUCAAUGACUGUAAAUGCAGCAGCCACCGUUGGUGGCAAAGCAGACAAAAUAUUGUGGGUAACAGUGAGAUUUUUUUUGUUAUCCACAGAGAUGAGCGUGGUUAUAUUUGGUUUAGCUUUUGGACAUUUGGAUAGUCGCUCAAGUAUUCGUAGGGUAUUACUUGCUACAUCGUUAAUAGCAUUGGCUUUUACCAUAACUCAAGGAACUUUGGAAUUAGUUAUACCAGACGAUACAUUCCAUAUUCCCAGUAGAGAUUUUUAUGUGUUUGGUCAUGGGGGUAUGAUGUUUUGGUUUUGCAGCAGUCUUGUUUUUACAAUGAUAUAUCUUUUUAUAUUAAUACUGCCAUGGACACGGUUACGAGACCGUUUAACCCUUCCAACAAGAAAAAGUUUUUACGUUUACACCGGUACAUUAGCCAUGCUAGACUUAGUACAAUCAAUCGGAGCAGGCUUCUUAAAUUACACGCAAAAUCCCAUAGGAUUAUGUGUCGUGGAUUUUACCGCAGCGGUUUAUUUGACCCUGUUUACACCUUUGGUUUAUCAUACAUUCCUGUCCGAAUUCUUUGGGGUUUCACAACCUUCGAUAAUGUUCUCAUACAAGGCGCAAGUGGACGAUGCAAUGGACGAAGACACGGUGUCGCUGCCGCAUCAACAGAGUUUCUCCUCGUUAAAAACCGACAGCGAUUAUAUUUAUCAGAAUCACAGUGUCUAUGACUCGACCCAAUUCGACACAAAUUCGACACCGGUGAAUCCACUUUACGCGGCGUCUCUCCAGAGCCCGGAUAGCAUAACCGGUUACAGUAUAGACAGUCAAGAAGGCCAAGCCCAGGCAAAUGGUUAUCAACAAUGAAUCGUCAGAUCUGGCGUGGCUCGAUUCACCAGUCAUUCGCAUGGGAUUUCAACGAUCAUUAAGUUCAACCAAUUCGAGUUCAAUUUCAUUGAGAGCGAAAUUACCGCGUGAAAUCCACGUGGAAAACGUGUUCGAAAUCGUUCGAUUCUCUCCCCUCCCCCUCCCCCCCCUUUCCCCCUUUUAAACAACCAAAAACUGGAACGAACGAAUCCAUUGAAAGAAUCUAGUCGUUAUAACGUCGUUUUCUUUUCUUUUUCUUUAUUACUUUUUUCUCUCUCUCUCUGUCCAUUGCGAUAAUGCGAUCAAACAUUCUCGAUUUUUCGAUUUUUAUUUCGCAUCGAAACAAUGUUAUCGCUAUCUAUAAGCUAUUUUUUCAAGAGGCAAAAUAACAACCUCUCGAGUUUUUCGUUUCGCCGAUAAAGCGAACGAAAUUUUCGUACUUAAUUGCGAUAAUUCGUUUCAACAGAGAAGAAGCGUUUUAGGCGAGAAAAGAAAGAAAGAAAGAAAGAAAGGAUUUCAUUGCAUCGACGUGGAAAGCUGGUCAGCGAGCUGCUAAUUUCUCGAGAAGACAGAUUUCAUCGAUUGAAUUCAUCAACUUUUUGACAACUUAUUUUCUCCGUCCUCUUCACCAAAGACAGACUUUCGCGAAAGAUCCGGGCGCAAGAUCCGCUGCGAACGUCCCUCGCUAUUUUCCUACUUUUGCAAUUAAAAGAAGCAUUUUAUGAAACGACGAGCAAGGACAAUAUGGAAGUAUGUGGCUCCCGAAAUGGCGGAUAGUACACUCUCGAGGAUCGAAACACGAAAGAAAGAAAGAAAGAAAGAAAGAAAAAAGCUAGAAUCUAAGACUCCUCGAUGCUCCGCUAAAAACUAUUUACGAGAGACUCCAUCCAUCGUGUAACAUGUAUAUACACCCUGUAUUCUAGUGUAAAGGAUCGUGCUAUUUAUAUACCAAUAUAUUAUAUAUAUAUAUUUAUAUAUAUAUAUAAUAUAUAUAUAUAUAUAAAACGUUAUAUUUAUCGAUAUUAUAUGUCCGUGAACGUGCUAGUUUUGGCAGAGACGAUUAUUGAAUUCAUCUGCCUUUUUUUCAAUUUCAUACGAAUUUCAUUCGAGACAAUGUGGCGAUAAAUAAUAUCCUCUGAAAUUCUGCGUACUAAGAGAAUCAAGAUACGAGCCAUCGACGACGCACCGAUCACUUUUCGAAUCGUUUACCGAAACGUUCUUCUCUUUUACCAUCUCACUUCCCCUCCAUAUCGAUCGUCCAUUUAUCCCCUCUUUAUCUGCCCCCUCCUCUCUCUCGCUGUGAAACGCGAGUCAACGGUUUUUCUACCAUUUGUAAUAUGACUUUUAUGUCCGGUUUUAAACCGAUUUUAUCGUCAUUCGAAAUUCGAGAUGAGAGGUGCUCGCACGAUGGGAUAUACAUAUAUAUAUAUAUAUAUAAUUUUAAAUAACGAUCGCUCCCCCUCUCCCCCCUCCCUCUAGGAUACAUCAUUUGGCGGCUAAGUUUUCUAGCAAUACAUACCCGUGUAUCACUUGUUCGACCGUUUUAUAACUCGAGAUUCAUGGCGAUGAUAUGGACUUUGUGUAAAUAACCCGCGAACGGUUUUUCGAUUAAAGAGAUAUUAGAGAGGAGGCGAAUCUCUGUCAAUUUGCGGUGUCGAUUCACUCGCACGUAUACGCGCGAUUAAUUAAUUGAUUAAAAAGGAAAAAAAGAAGGGAAAAAAAAAACAACCGUUCUAUUAUUCUAUUAUUCAGACGUUCUAAACUAAUCGAUGUCUGACGAUCGGACCACUUUUCUUUUUUUUUUUUUUUUUUCUCAAGUGUCCGAUGGGAUGCGAAAGGCAAUACUUCGGCUCGCGAGUAAACAACACGAUUAUACAUUUAAUGAGAAUAAAAUAACAUUUCAAUCGAA
Molecule: messenger RNA, 3755 nt
Organism: Apis cerana (Asiatic honeybee)
Lineage: Eukaryota; Metazoa; Arthropoda; Insecta; Hymenoptera; Apidae
Product: transmembrane protein adipocyte-associated 1 homolog
Biological process (GO): G protein-coupled receptor signaling pathway
Cellular component (GO): plasma membrane
Molecular function (GO): G protein-coupled receptor activity
Source: RefSeq, a predicted model, not a curated record